GUGAAUUUUGUCAAUGGCAGAAUGAUUGAAAAUAAACAAUCUCAAACUUACAAAACAAUUUUACAAAACGUUAUUUUGAUGAGGGCCAUCAUUCAAGUUAUCCGAAAUAAAGGAGACCCAAACACUUUAACGAUUUCUGAAGCAAAGGAAGCAUACAAUUAUGCCAGAGGAAAUACCGCCAUAGAAAAAUUGAAUAACAUUUGGGAAGAAAUUCAAAAUGAUGUAAAUGGCCUUGUUGAUAAAGUAUCAACCCACAGUCAAGAAGGCGAAGGACUCAAGCAGAUAAUAGAGAAGAAGGAAGGAAUCAUCCGAAUGUGCAUGAUGGGCAAGCGUGUUAAUUUCUCGGCUCGUUCAGUUAUAACCCCGGAUCCUAACCUUGAUAUUGACGAAAUUGGAAUUCCUGAAGAAUUUGCUAAGCGGCUGACUUACCCUGUAGCUGUUACUCCUUGGAAUAUUGAAGAGAUGCGAAAACUAAUAUCAAAUGGACCUAACAAACACCCUGGGGCUGUCAUGGUAGAGCAAAAUGGAGUUGUGAGACGCAUAAAUCCAAAAAAUAGUACUCAACACCAGAGUAUACUAAAAUGUUUGUUGACUCCUGAUGAAAAAGGUACCAAACAUGUGAAAAUUGUACACCGUCAUCUGUGCAAUGGAGAUAUCUUAUUAUUAAAUCGUCAGCCGACUUUGCAUAAGCCCAGUAUAAUGGCUCAUAGAGCUCGUAUUCUGAAAGGGGAGAAAACAUUAAGGUUGCACUAUGCAAAUUGUAAGGCUUACAAUGCUGAUUUUGAUGGUGACGAAAUGAAUGCCCAUUUUCCACAGAAUGAGCUGGCUAGAAGUGAAGGAUACAAUAUUGUUAAUGUUUCAAACCAGUAUCUAGUGCCUAAAGAUGGCACUCCUUUGAGCGGCCUUAUUCAAGAUCACAUCAUAUCUGGGGUCCAUCUUGGAAUGAGAGGGCGAUUUUUCACAAAGGAAGACUAUCAUCAAUUGAUUUACCAAGCACUAGCUUUUAAAACGACAGAUAUUAUUUUAUUACCACCAGCCAUUUUGAAGCCCAAUUGUUUGUGGUCAGGAAAACAAUUAAUAUCAACUGUAAUCAUUAAUGUUCUUCCUGAAGGGAAACCCCGUAUUAAUUUGACAUCUACCUCAAAAAUCCCAGUUAAGGCUUGGCAAUCAUGUGAACCUAGACAUUGGAAAGCUGGGGGAACUCUCUUCAAAACCGAUAACGACAUGAGUGAAGCAGAGGUUAUUAUAAGAAAUGGUGAAUUAUUAUGUGGUAUUUUGGAUAAGAAUCAUUAUGGUGCUACAACUUAUGGACUCACUCACUGCGUAUAUGAAUUGUAUGGAGGCACUUACGCUACAAGGUUACUAUCAUCAUUUGGCAAGAUUUUCAUGUAUUUUCUUCAGCAAGAAGGUUUCACUUUGGGAGUUCGAGAUAUAUUGACGGUUCCACAAGCUGACGCUAAGAGGAAGAAACUUAUUAAAAGUUGUCGGCAAAUAGGAAAUGGCGUUAUGGCUACUGCUUUGAAUUUACCCAAAAAUACGUCACCCACAGAAAUUCUAGAUAAACUUGAAGAAUUAAGCAGCACCAAUCCUAAAAUGAGAACACUUGUUGACAGACAGUAUAAGACAUCAUUAGAUAAGUACACAAAUGAAAUAAAUAAAGCUUGUCUGCCGGCAGGCCUCAUUUCCAAGUUUCCUCACAACAACCUUCAACUAAUGGUACAGUCGGGAGCCAAAGGAUCAACCGUCAAUACUAUGCAGAUUUCGUGUCUUUUGGGUCAGAUUGAAUUGGAGGGAAAACGUCCUCCGCUUAUGAUUUCAGGAAGAUCCUUGCCAAGCUUUCCACCUUUUGAGUUUUCGCCUCGUUCUGGAGGGUUCAUCGAUGGCAGAUUUAUGACAGGAAUUCAGCCCCAGGAAUUUUUCUUUCAUUGCAUGGCAGGACGUGAGGGAUUGAUUGAUACUGCUGUUAAAACUAGUCGUAGUGGAUAUCUGCAAAGAUGUUUGAUAAAACACUUGGAGGGGCUUCGUGUACAUUAUGAUAUGACUGUGAGAAAUAGUGACGCAAGUGUUAUACAGUUCCUUUAUGGCGAAGAUGGGAUGGAUGUAACGAAAGCACAGUUCCUUAAUGAAAAGCAACUUGGCUUUCUAUCAGAAAAUGUUAGCGUCCUUUCCCAAAAGGAUAUUAUAAAACAACUUAAACGUGACAAAAACCAAGAUCAGCUGAAACUACAUAAAGAACAGAUUGCUCAGUGGAAACGAAAAUUCGGCAACCCUUUACAACGCAAACGUCAGAGCCCUUUCUCAUUAUUUUCUCAAUAUGUGAAAUCAAAAGCAGGCAAGAACAAAGAAUUCAGCGAGAAACAAAUUAUGCAAUACUGGAGAGAAAUUGACGAGGAGAUUAGGCAAAGCUUCACUGACAAAUGCGAGACCUGUCCUGAUCCCAUUGACUCAAUUUUCCAACCUGAUGCAAACUUUGGAUCUAUUAACGAACUUCAGGAAAAGCUCAUAGAAGAUUUCCAACCAUUUAAAAGGAAAAAGGCAAAAAAAGAGUUUGAAGAAGCUAUGAAACUGAAAGUCAUGCAAUCUAUGUGUGCUCCUGGUGAACCAGUAGGAUUGCUAGCAGCACAGUCGAUUGGAGAACCUUCCACUCAGAUGACCCUGAACACUUUCCAUUUUGCUGGUAGAGGAGAUAUGAACGUCACUCUUGGUAUACCUAGACUUAGGGAAAUUCUGAUGAUGGCUUCUAAAAAUAUAAAAACCCCUUCAAUGGAAAUACCUUUUAAGAAAGUGCCUAAUAUGGAAAAAAACGCCGUGUUUUUGAGAAAAUUACUCACCCGAGUGACAGUUGCUGAUGUUUUAGAAGUUGUGCACAUUACAACUGAGCAACAAAUACAACCUGUCAGGCAACACCAGUAUGAAAUUAAAUUCAACUUUCUACCACGAUCGUGUUACGGUCAUGAAUAUUGCGUGAAGCCAAAACAGAUCCUUCACCAUAUGAAACAAAAUUUCUUUGGUGAAAUGUUUGCAGCAAUCAGAAAAUUUACCAAAAUCAAUAGCCACAUCAUUACGAUGGAUGAGUCUAGAAAAAAAAGAAGUGCCAACACAGAGGAGGACAAUGAAGGGGAAAGUCAGAUAAGGAAUGAAAACGCGCAAAUGAGUUCCUCCGAAGAUGAAGUAGAGGAUAGUGAAGAUGCAAAAACAACAAUUAAAUUCAAGGAAAUCCGGGAUGGUUUAGAACCAGAAGACGAGGAAAAGGAAGCUUCAGAUUCGGACAAUGAAGAGUUGGAAGGAAACGAAGAUAUGAAAGACGUCGAAAAAAAUCAGCAAACAGAACCAAAUUCAGUAGUUGAGUCCCAUAAUUUUGCUCAGAAUUACUUGGAAGACACCAAAAAAUAUUUAUGGUGUAAAAUAACAUUUGGAUUGCCUCUGAACUACAAGAAAUUACAUCUAACCGAAAUGUUGAAAGAUGUUGCCAGUAAGUCAGUCAUAUGGCAAAUAUCAGGUAUCAAAAGAGCUAUUACGUACACCAAGAAUGAUUCAUUAAUGUUGAGAACUGAUGGGGCUAAUAUUGUCGAAAUGUUUAAACAUCAUGACACCCUGGAUCUUCUACGACUGCACUGUAAUGAUAUACAUCAAUUUGCCUGGACUUAUGGUAUAGAAGCUGCAUCAAAAAUAAUAGUUAAGGAAGUUAAAGAUGUGUUUGACGUUUAUGGAAUCAAAGUGGAUCCAAGGCAUUUGUCCUUGAUAGCAGACUAUAUGACUUUCAGUGGAACUUAUGAACCUAUGAGUCGAAAAGGAAUGGAAAGCAGCCCUUCGCCCCUGCAGCAAAUGUCGUUCGAGUCUUCUUUAACCUACCUCAAGAAUGCCGUUAUUAGAGGAAAGCGAGAUGAUCUACAAAACCCCUCAAGUUCUCUCAUGGUGGGAAAGCCUAUUGGAACCGGAACAGGAUGUGUCUCGUUGUUUCACAAAAUUAAAACCAAUGAAUUUAAACAAAAUUAUGGUAAUGACUGUGAUUGAAUUUGAAUACAAUUUGCUAUGUAUAUUUUUUUGUAAUUUUGAAGUUGACAUAAAAACCACCAUUUUUUGUU
Messenger RNA from Leptinotarsa decemlineata (Colorado potato beetle), 4085 nucleotides. RefSeq names its product RNA polymerase I subunit RpI1 (gene RpI1). Gene Ontology annotation, biological process: DNA-templated transcription. Gene Ontology annotation, molecular function: DNA binding. Gene Ontology annotation, cellular component: RNA polymerase I complex. The record is from RefSeq and is a predicted model, not a curated record. NCBI's taxonomy places the organism in Eukaryota, Metazoa, Arthropoda, Insecta, Coleoptera, Chrysomelidae.